AGAGUCGGCCUCGUGACCAGAAGGUUGCCGGGUCGAUCCUCAGGGCCGGCGGGUAACGAUUGAGGUGUCCUUGAGCAAGGCACCUCAGCCCUACUUGCUCCCCGGGCGCUGCAGUGAAAGCUGCCCACUGCUCUGGGUGUACGUGUGUUCACCACUUGCUGUGCGUAUAUAGAAGGUGGGUGGUGGGGGGUUCCAACAUGUGCCCCUGUUAUCUCUUUAUAAGCUGUACCUGGGACCCAGGACGAAUCACAGACCUUCUCCAUCCGACAGACGUCUGCUUGCAAACCAAAGGAAGAUCAGCAGGAAGCAAGCUUCUGAACAUCAGCCUCUGCUGUUAGAAAAUAUCAACUCUCAGCAUGAUGUGGAAAAUCACAGUUCUAACAGUGUGUCUGCUGUUGGCUGGAGUUGGAGCACUGGACAGCCCUUCAUAUGGAGUGAAAUUAUGCGGCCGGGAGUUCAUCCGUGCUGUAAUCUUUACCUGCGGAGGCUCUCGAUGGAAACGCUCUUUGACCAACACAGAUGAAAUACUGGACCUAUUAAACUCAGAUGAUAAUAACGCCGCAGAUAGCUCGCUGCUUCUUCCCGGUUCUUCGUUUUCCCAGCAUUCCACUGACUUUAAUACUCUGGCGGUGGCGCAAGGUGAACAGGAAGGUGCUGUGUUCAGGAGGCCUGCGCGUUCUGCCAUUUCAGAAGAGGUGCUCGAAGCGUUGCGGACCGUUGAUAGAAAAGGACGUGAUGUAGUGGUGGGACUCUCCAAUGCCUGCUGCAAGUGGGGAUGCAGCAAAGGAGAAAUCAGCUCCCUUUGCUGAAAAAAAACUACCUUGUGGCAUGUGUCUAUGUCUGUGUGUGUCUGAGUGUGAAUUCAUGUUUCCACCCUAAUCAUUCUAUAUUUUUCUCAAUCCCUGUGUGUAUGGCAUGCAAAUGUAUUUUUUUA
Messenger RNA from Triplophysa dalaica, 934 nucleotides. RefSeq names its product relaxin 3a (gene rln3a). The record is from RefSeq and is a predicted model, not a curated record. The transcript is spliced from 3 exons. Gene Ontology annotation, cellular component: extracellular region. Gene Ontology annotation, molecular function: hormone activity. The coding region runs from base 357 to 809 and encodes 150 amino acids. Lineage: Eukaryota; Metazoa; Chordata; Actinopteri; Cypriniformes; Nemacheilidae.